This is a messenger RNA of Stylophora pistillata, 4770 nucleotides long. Its product is annotated as histamine H2 receptor. The record is from RefSeq and is a predicted model, not a curated record. Gene Ontology annotation, cellular component: plasma membrane. Gene Ontology annotation, biological process: G protein-coupled receptor signaling pathway. Gene Ontology annotation, molecular function: G protein-coupled receptor activity. Lineage: Eukaryota; Metazoa; Cnidaria; Anthozoa; Scleractinia; Pocilloporidae.
GUAAUUCACACAAAUGGUACAAAAAGACGGUUUCUUUGUUUGAUCAGCAAGAAAAACAACUUGACAAGUCCGUUUUGGAAAUUCAACUCGUGAAGUUACGUUGCUGUUGUCCAAAUUUCAAUACCAAUUUGAUGGUUUUUUUCCACCAAGGCGCUUGGUAAAACUCCUUUUGUACGAGGUACCUCGCUAAUGGGGCCUUAAAACCACAAACCACCAAUCACUUUGGAACAAAAACGCCAAAAGUUUACUACAAAGUAACCGCUAGUUUCUACCCUCGUCGAGACAGCAGAUGCAAACGGAACAAUACGCGACGCCUGUGAUUAUUUUGAAGGAGAGAAAGAGAAUGUUUAUUCUUCUAAACGGCUUCUAGUGUAGGCGUUUUACGCACAACACACUGGGAGGCGAGUAGAAAUAACCGUGUCUAGCUUCACAUUAAUCAAGGACUUGAUUUUAAUUCACUUAAUUGAGACAUAAACCAGAGAAGGAACCGCUCUCUAGCCGAAAGGCUAAUAGAUUGCACGAAACCUACAAAUACGGUUGAAAGAAAUUGAUCCCCUGAGUGGGAGAACUUCACGUCAGCAGAUGCCACUUCGUGAAAAAAUUUCAAAACCUGCUAUUUGCCAGAUCGAAUUCCUCGUUUCAUCAGCUUCGCAGUACUGUAAACCAUCUUGAGGUCGAGGACAAGAGUCACAGACUAUUGUUCCUGUUGAUGUUUAUGUCAUUUUUACUUCUCUUGGACACGUUUUGGCUGAAAAAGGCACAUUUGUCAAUUAGAUCCGAGAAAUAAUUAAAACACGAGAAUCUUUAGUGUUUUGGGACUGCCAUAGAGUAGAGCAGGCUAAAAACUGAAAAAAUUGCUGUGCUUCUUUAUAAACAAAGCCAUAACAGUGAAAACCUACGGAUUAACAGCAACGGGAAAGAACUGGGACGAAGGACAUUGCGUGAUUGAAGCAAAAUACCCGUUUCAUCAACUGCAAAGCCGCAACUGCAUCGAGUAAAUCGACACCUUGGUUGAAUUUAUAUACUUUAUUCAGUUCAGCUUGCAUUGGAUCCCGAAACAAGGAUGAUGGAAUUGGAAAAAAACAACUCAAACCUCCCUUCCAGUACAGUGCAAUCUGCGGCCGCCCAAGAUACCGAACUGGAAACAUAUUUUGACCCAACAUAUGAUGGUGCACUGAUAAUUCUGAGCGUGAUGAUAAUUGCCAUAAAUUUGCUGGUGAUUUCGCUGUUCUUUUACAGGGAAUAUCUACAAACAAAAACGAACAGCUUGCUCAUCAGUCUCGCCGUGUCCGAUCUGUUGGUUGGCUUGCUAGGAAUUCCUCUCUUUAUCGCCUGUAAUGCGGUUUUAAAAGCUGGAGUUUGUACAGCAGGUGUGCUGAUCUACCGCUUUAUAGCAGUCUCCACCAUGUACCACAUCCUUGUGGUGACUUUAGAAAGGUACAUCUAUGUAAUGUAUCCAAUGAAGUACAUUAAUAUCGUGACGGCACCGCGGCUUCUCAAAGCUAUAGCUGGCGUUUGGUUGUUCUCAAUGUUCGUCUCGCUUAUCCAGUUGACCUGGGAAGAUCCAACACGAUUCUUCAAACCUCGCGAUUCGACCUCUCAACAGUACGCACUGGCAUACAACAUCGUUGGAAUUGUGUUCUGUUUUUUUCUGCCAGCUCUGUUCAUGGCCAUCAGCUACGUGAGCAUGUUCAUGGUGAUCCACCGCCAGAUAAAGGAGAUCCGUGGCCUGUACAACACGCGUGCUACGAGCGCGAACAGCCAACGUGCCCCAAUUGCUACAGAAGCGCGAGCCCUGAUCAUCUUUGUGGCGAUGCUCUCUAUUUUCAUAAUUUGCUGGCUGUCGUUUUAUGUCACGGGCUUUUUCAUUCUUCUCCCAGGGCUGAACAUGGAGGCAAUGCCUCAGGAGCCAUUUAUGGCCGUUGACUUUAUUCGUUUUUCUGUGUCGCUCGUAAAUCCCAUUUUAUACGCGUUUCUCAAGCGAGAUUUUUCCAGAGCACUAAGAUCCCUAUGCAAGAGGGAUGGCGUACAACCAGGGGAGCUUGCCUCGUCCUCGUCUACAUCGCGUUUUCGCACACUCACCAUCAAUUUCUCUCUUUCAAGGUCCUCCGAGAUGUAUAGAGACUAAAAUAUCGCCUGUUCGUCUCCAUGGGAAAUUUCAAACUCAACUAAACGAUUUAAAAGGAGACAUCGGAAAUUCAGAAAAUGCUAUACUCAGUAUGGAAGCGGAAAAAACCGAAAGCUAAGAAAGGAAAAUUGGAGAAAAAAGUUUCAUUCUAAAGGGGAACACAUCGAAUUUAAACAAAGCAAACUGAAGAAGAUUUCAAGGCUUGAAAUGAUAGUGAUAUGGACGUCAGGUUUCUUGGUUGGUUACGAACUAAGCGUAACAAAUAAGUUAAUGUGUGUUGCACAUUUUAUUUUGUUUCAUUUUCCUUUCUUAGUGGGGUGAGGAGGAAAUUUUAACCUUCAGGUUGCGUCUGCUAAGGCCCUAGGGUUAUUGGGUAGCAAACUUAAACCGCCAAAAGACAAUUCUUGCAGAUUAUUAACGGUCAUAAAAAAUUGAUUUAUGCUUCUUCAUCUAGAUAUAAAUCAUGCAAUUUAAAGGCCUGAUGGAAAGCUAUUUCAUCCGCUCGCCAGGUUCAAAGAGGUCAAAACUGCAACUAACGUUAUUAUUAAUUGAUGGAGUUUAUAUCUUACUGUUAAAAAGCACAUUGGGGCAGGAAUGUUAUGGCGCCCCGAUAUUUUCCGCUUUGUGAAAUGUUCCAUCCAUAACUUGGUCUAUCAGAAAACAAAUUAAAAAACAGAUGCGAAUUUAAGUUUUUUAUUUCUGCGUUGAAAGUAUAUGUAAAAUCCACAACAAAAACCACAAUUUGUUUCCUUCCGCACUAGGUAGGUUAUUGAUUGCUACGGCAAUUUUUCGGUAAAAGUUUAGAACCAAUGCAGAUAGAUUCGUGUUGAAAACUGAUUCUUUGCAAACGUGUCAGUUAAUUCCGGUUUCAUUGUGCAAGGAUAAACUUUGUUUUCCUUCGGGGAUAAAAGUGACUUGUUUGCGCUGUAAAGACGAGAUUAUCUUUCGGAUAUGAAGUUAAUUUUCUAUGUUUUCCGGGAGAUUACCGAAAUCAAUCCGACUGAAAUACACGAGACACGACUAUGCUUGCCUACUUCUAUAGACUUUCAAAAGUGGAUAAUCUUGAAGCAUAUUCCAGUUCGGUAUUUAACUUGUUUCUCACCCGAAUCACUUCUAAGGGAUUAACAAAACUUAUUUAUUGAAAAGUCUUGCAGCUGUUUCAAUAGUCUUUGAUGAUAUUUUAAUUACAAGGCGUAGCGUAAAGGAAAAACAAAACAAUGUUAAACUCCUUUUAAUGCUUGUUCGGCGAUGGCAGCUGUUUAUGUACUUUACUGGUUUUUAGAUUUGAACUGUUUGCCGCGAGUUUAGGGUAAAUACCGGAUUUUCACCGACAAGAAUAUGAUUAAAAACCACUCGUAAUGCCUUGCUUUAAAUAAGAAUGAAAACCCAAUAUCUUUUCAUUAAACUUUUCUAGUGGAUUCUUAAGAAAGGAUGCGUACAUCCUUUAGGAAGAUUUCUCUUGAUAAAUAUUCCUUUCUGUUUUUUUAUCUUUCUAUUGAACGAAGGGAAAUUUAACAACACUUCCGCAGUGACAAUUUGCAUAAUAUUUAGAGAGAAACAAUACGCACUGAUUAAAAUUAAGUUGCACAAUCUUCAAGGACUUCUAUUCCUAACAAAGGUUCCUCUUUGUGAUCUAGCACGUUCAAGUGUAAAUCAGAUUAUUUUAAAAUCUGGGGUUGGAUGAAAAAUUGGUAAACGCCCAAUAACACUUCAGUUGAAAUUGCUUCAGCUAGUAUAUAUUUAUCCCACCGAUGCAACUUUUUCUUCAGUGAUGACAAUCAUAGUAGGUAAUAUUUCUUGAAGACUAAGGUUGUUGUUUUAAAUACAUAAUUUAAAUUGUAAAAGUACAAUGGCUUAGAUGUAAGGCUAGCUGUCCAGCAUUUCAAUAGCUCGUUGAAAAUUUCUUGUCGUCUUAAUUGUUAAUUUCGCACACGUCAGUAUUAAAUUUUCGUCUUCUGUACAAAAAAGCAAUACCACAGUUAAAGCGGGUUUUGAAACUCAGUUUUAAUGGCUUGCAUUGACGAGAAUUCAUGUAAAAUAAAAUAUUUCUGUCAAUCUAAAUAUAACCACGUACGGCAGUAGCGAAAUUUGCAAGUUUGCAAAGUCUAUUUUAAGCAGGAUAAUGUAGAUGUAAUUUCCCUUUGAUGCAUUGUACAUUAAAUAAAUUCAUGUCAUCACUGCUGAGUGAAGUGUGUACUUAAUUACUGGUGGAAUCACCGCACAACUUCUCUGACCAACACAAAAGGGCUUUUAAUUAAUACCUGAAAUCCUUAAUGAAAAACGAAAUUGCUGAAAUGAAGGAAAACAAUGGUCGCUCAAUAUUUACUAACAUUCAAAGGAAAACAUCAAAAGAAAAAUGAAUGAUAAUGAUUAAGGUUUCCUUGAGAACUAUUGCAAGUCUCAACCUGAUUCUGAUUCGAAAACGAAGUCAAAGAUGCGAGACAGGAAAUGACGUGUGUGCAGGGUAAAACACUUCCGCAAAGCAACUGUCAACAGCCAUUCGUGUCUAAUACCACGGAUGGUUUCCGAGUCGUCUAAUGUACUCACGAGCCGUACGAUCUGUUCGAAUCUCCUAACCGUGAAAAAAGGAUGAGUUAACGCUCAAUUUCCGAAAAAAUCCUAAUUCAAUUAAAAAAAAAAAA